UCCUCCAUCUCAAUGGCACGAGGAAGGAUUGUCAUCUAGUGCCUCUCAUCUGCAGCUCGUACAGCUCUGACUCUCUGGGUACGCUGCGCUGCUUUUCUUCAUUUCGGCCGGAGCAUGCGAGCCACUAGUAGACACUGGGGCGCGUAGGAACGUAGGCCAGGAGCCCGACACAGGGCCAGAGCAUGGGGUGAUGAGGACUAUCCUCUGCUGACUUCAAUGCAGAUGACCAGUGAUGGCCACAGCAUCACCUCGACAUUUGCUGGAUGACAUAAUAAACACAGGACAGCAACAACAGGAACCACAGCAGCAGGAAUUCCUAAGCUCCCUGGAGACAAUCAUUCUCACCAUCUUUCUCUCCGUCAUUAUCAUCAUGACAGUGUUUGGAAACCUGCUGGUCAUGGUGGCACUCUGCAAGGACAGACAUCUGCGAAAGAAGAAGACUAACUACUUCAUUGUGUCACUGGCCUUUGCUGACUUGCUGGUUGCGGUGGUGGUGAUGCCUUUUGCUGCUAUCGAGCUGACCACCGGCCAGUGGCGGUACGGAGAGAUCUUCUGCCUGAUCCGAACGUCUCUGGAUGUCCAGCUGACUACAGCAUCUAUCCUGCACCUUUGUUGCAUUGCACUGGACAGGUAUUACGCUAUCUGCUGCCAGCCACUGGUCUACAGACAUAAGAUGACCCCUGUCAGAGUGGCGGUGAUGCUCAGUGGCUGCUGGCUCAUCCCCACAUUCAUCUCCUUCCUACCCAUCAUGCAAAGCUGGAACGCCAUCGGCAUUGAGGACAUUAUUGAGGAGAGGCGAGCCUUGGCAGGAGGCGCCAAUGACACCAGCUGUGUGUUUCUGGUCAACCGGCCGUAUGCCCUGAUCUGUUCUACGGUAGCCUUCUAUGUCCCAUUAGCCCUCAUGGUCCUGGCCUACCAGCGUAUCUAUGUCACUGCUAUGACCCACGUGCGGCAGAUUGAGACAUUGCAGCGGGCCGGCUCCGCUCCCGUCACCGGGACAACUCCGAUGAUCACCGUGAGGUCAUCCACUUCCUCGGAUCCAUUGGAACACUACCGCCUCAGGACAACCACAGGCUUCUCUUCCUCAGAACAGGCUCCUGUAGCAAACAGCCGCAUGCGCGUUGAGACUAAGGCGGCAAAGACCCUGGCAGUUAUAAUGGGUUGUUUCUGCCUAUGUUGGGCACCAUUCUUCAUCACCAAUGUGGUGGACCCAUUCAUCCAUUAUUCAGUGCCCUGGCAGCUGUGGACAGCCUGGCUGUGGCUGGGGUACAUUAACUCAGGGUUGAACCCCUUCCUUUACGCCUUUCUGAACCGGGCAUUUCGGAGGGCAUUUCUGGUAAUUCUAUGCUGUGGGGAUGAGCGAUACGCACGGCAGGGUAGUUACUCCUACGGACAUACCCACAGAGUGUGCUCGGCUGCGUCGGUCAACGGGACAUCUAUGGCACUGAGAUUGUCCUUCUUGCCAAACCGGAGCUACAGCGACAAUGGACAGACGAUACUGCCCAAAGAUCAGGAGUCUCAGGACUCUCUUGGACCACUAUGAGGAUGACUGGACAGACAUGUGACACCGUCAGCUGAUGUAGGGGACCUCUAAGUUGAUUUAGAGACGAGGACUUCAUGGCCUGUGUGAUCUCGACAGUCUACUGUGACCUGAUCUGAACUGUUUGUGAGACCUUGUCUUAGAUAUUCGCUCUAUGAUCCAGCAUUGUGGUUGGCAUUUUUCCAUAUAUGUUGAUGCUGUCCUGGGUAAUUUAAGGUUAGAGACACUACUGCUGGGUGUCAUACAAGUGCAGAAAGGCAACUCUAAUGCUCCGUGUUUGCAAAUGAGAAAAACGAAGCAUAUUUGUGCAGAAUUAAAGUACCGGUUGUAGAGCACUUCUCUCUGUGGACUGAAACAUGCUGCCAAUAUGUUGCCAGUUCUCUCCUUGUUCUAAAACCCUGUUCUUCUCAAUUGAGUAUCUGGAUCACUGGAUGUGAAAAUGAAGUCAAUAGUCCAGUGCCACAGAUUUCAGAAAACUACAGAAUAAUGGAAAGAGGGAGAGGCCUCUUCUAUUUUUUAACCUCUAUGAAGGCAUUCAUAAAAGUGCCAUCUUUUGGUACCAUGUUGUGAAGGACAAACAAGCUACAACAGAGCUAACCGCCAGGUGGUUGCACAUGUGACUGCAGAUUUUAUCAGAAUUUCAUUUUAUUGUAAAGUUUGUAUUCUUGCCUUUUGCCAGCAUCAGUGGCACUCUGAAAAUGCUGGAUGUUACGUCAGUGUGGACAUGUUUAUUAUGUUGCUUUCAAUUUUGGAACACCAAAGUCCAAGGGUGUGAAAUUAAAAGUUGGGAAGUUUGAGAUGUAAUACAGCAUCAUAAAAACUCUUCCAUCAUUCACCAUUGUGAUGUAACACUUAAAAGCCCAUUAAAUACUGUUGCACUUAUGUCUGUGCUCUGACAUCUGUUGUAUCUCUGACCACACCCAGCAGUGAUGACAUGUUUUUUUUGUUUUUGUUU
Scatophagus argus is the source of this 2495-nucleotide messenger RNA. Its product is annotated as 5-hydroxytryptamine receptor 4. Bases 233 to 1543 code for a protein of 436 amino acids. The record is from RefSeq and is a predicted model, not a curated record. Lineage: Eukaryota; Metazoa; Chordata; Actinopteri; Scatophagidae. Gene Ontology annotation, molecular function: G protein-coupled serotonin receptor activity. Gene Ontology annotation, cellular component: plasma membrane. Gene Ontology annotation, biological process: adenylate cyclase-activating adrenergic receptor signaling pathway; regulation of appetite; chemical synaptic transmission. The transcript is spliced from 7 exons.